Parnassius apollo (apollo) is the source of this 1116-nucleotide messenger RNA. Lineage: Eukaryota; Metazoa; Arthropoda; Insecta; Lepidoptera; Papilionidae. The record is from the annotation of a GenBank genome assembly.
AUGGCGAAGAUACGGAGAGAUAAGCUCUGGCGUUGGCGCUGCCAGUGGAGUAUCGUGACCAUCACAGCCAUUGUGUUAGUUUUAUACAACGCGGCUGCAAAUAUUUGGUUAUUGCAUCCGCAGUCGUGUCCAGUGCAUACCACUUCACCACCAACCGAACCACCGACUUGUGAACCAUGUGUGGACACAGCAGCGAAUACUGCAGUUGACGAUGAUCCCAUAGCUAGACUAGAUCUUCGUCUUGGCCGGUGGGAUGCAUCACGUUCUUACAGGAUGUUUGACUACGCUACCGUUGGAGAUAUGUAUGCGGAAGUAUCAGCGAAUAGACAUGUUUGCUUGGCUACACAAAGCUCAAUAGAGAGACUACACGAAUUACUAAGAAUAGCAGCGCAUUGGACCGGUCCGAUAUCCGUAGCGGUAUUUGUUGCUGGAGACGAACUAAGACUCUUAAGAGCCUUCGCGACGUGGCUGUUUCGAUGUCAGCCCGAAACAUACUCUAGAUUGGCGCUACAUGCAGCCACAUCGGUAGAAAGACCUGGGACACACGGAACAGUGCCAAACUGGGCAAGGGAUUGUGACGCGAAACCAUUACCGCCGGGGGAAAGACGAGCGGAUACGGUGGCUUGGAGAGCUCGACAUCCUUAUCCUCAGAAUCAUUUAAGAAAUCUGGCUAGAAGGAACUGUCACACACCAUAUGUGUUUCUAGUAGACAUAGAUAUUGUACCUUCGAAAGGCAUGGCGGAGUCUCUGGAUAAGUUUCUUGCCAAGGCCCCAAAAUGUCCUUUUUGUGCAUAUGUAGUGCCAACAUACGAGCUCGACAGAAGAGUGGCAAUAUUUCCAUCAAAUAAAUCUGAGCUGUUAAGACUAUCUAGGAAUAAGUUGGCGAUACCAUUUCAUAGAAAAGUGUUCAUAUAUAACCAAUACGCUUCAAAUUUCUCUAGAUGGGAGGCGAGCGGCGGUAACGAGAGCACGGAGACGCACGUGAGUCACAACGUGACCAACUUUGAACUUCUCUACGAGCCGUUCUACGUGGCGCCCGAUACGGUACCGGCGCACGACGAGCGUUUCCUUGGCUACGGCUUCACUAGGAACACGCAGGUGAGGAUGAAAAUAUAA